Dermacentor andersoni is the source of this 2316-nucleotide messenger RNA. Lineage: Eukaryota; Metazoa; Arthropoda; Arachnida; Ixodida; Ixodidae. The record is from RefSeq and is a predicted model, not a curated record.
AUGCCCGAUCGGGAGAAAUCUGGCAAGGUGAGACACGGCUCAACGACGAGCUCGACAGGCGCCACGAAGGGCGACGAUGACGCCAAGAAAGGCAAGCACGCCCAUCGAAGUGACGCUGCACACGAAGUCACAGUCUCCAAGGCGAGGGAGAGUCUGAACCUGCUACAUCACGGUAUCAAGCCGUCGCUGCACCUAGCCAAGCGGAGAGGUACCAACGAGACCGAGACUACCAGCAAACUAUAUAUGAAGACCUUCCAGCAUCAGGACGAGAUCGCCACUGGAAGGACCUUCCCCGAGCAUAUCGCACAGACGCCGAGGAUGGUGACUCGGAGGGUGCUGCAGGUCUCAGCCGCAUGUGCUGUGCUCGUAAUGAGCCUGUUGUUGACCAUCACUGCUUACCUGUUUCUCUCCAGUACGCUCUGGACAUCAUUAAAAUACUGCGACUCUCGACAUUGCGCAGACCUCGCCAAGAGACUUGCGGACUCGAUAAACACCAGCGCGGAUCCGUGCGACGACUUUUACUCUUUCGUCUGUGGCCGUACUUACGUGACAUCCGUUCUCGACCAUGCGAACGAAAAGGCGACGCAAGACCAGCUCGCGGAGCUCGCCCACGACGUUUGGCACGUUGGGAGAGCAAGCCGCCUGUACCAUAAGUGUCUGGAACCCGAACCAAAGGAGAGAGCCGCCAAUAUUCGUGCAAUAAAGAAACUUUUGAGAAAGUUAUCGCUUCGCUGGCCUAAAGAACAGCCACUCCCAGGCGACAGGCAUCCGAUGGACGUGAUGCUUGAGAUGGCUAUCAAGUGGGACAUCAACUUUCUGUUCGGUUUACAAGCCAUCGACAGUCAUGUCACUGGCAAAGUAUUGGUCUUUCGCAAAGCCCGUCCUACCGCUGCAUGGGUAGAUCGCAUUGAGAAUCCCUUAAGCUUAGCCGAGUACGCACGGCAUGUCGAACACCACCUGAAGAUCAUUGAGGCGUCGAGCAAGGUAAACCACGCCAUCCUGAUGCAGUUAGAAAGGUCGUUCACCGAAGCCAUACUAAACACGUCGCGCGAGCAAUCGUGGCUCACUCUAAGUAAGUUCGACAGCAAGACAGCGUCGUUAGGGAAAGGCAUUCUUGUAAAAUACAUCCGCCUUCAUUAUAAUAAAGAUCAGUUGAACCACUCAUGGGCUUCAGACGACUGGGCAGUACUUGAAGACGCCAAUGCCCUGACAAACAUCGACAAACUCUUCGAGAAACACACUCGGGAGCAUCUUCUGAUCGGUAUUGCGUGGCUGUUCAUCCAAUCUCACCUGUGGGCGGUCGCCGGUGAGCCAGAACUCAUGUUUCGCAACGACAUCGACGAGAAAAAGAAGCACGCCUGCCUGGAGUACGUGAACUCGCGCUUAGGUCUUCUCACCUCCGCCAAGCAUUUAACGCAGCUCUUUCCGACGUCGGAGUCCCGCCAGGAAGUCUCGGAUUUCUUGCUCAGCCUCAAGAGCGAACUCAAGUCGCUGGCCGAGAAUGCCCGGUGGAUAGACCUCGAGACCCGAGAGAUGGCAAAGCGCAAGAUUGACCGCGUCGCCCUGAACGUCCUGCCGGCCGAGCAGUUCUUUGCGCCUCUACAGCGCGCAUUGCUUUACGAAGCCUUUCCAUCCAUGAACGAUUCGGUGUUCUUCGAGAGCUGGCUGAAGGUUUCGAGCACGUACCAGGCACUACAGAGCCACAAGCACUUCCGGGAUGUGUACAGCAAGAGGCGGGUAUUUGGCCAGGAACCGCUGUCGUACAAUUACUUACUCAGCGUCGUCGACGCCGCGAUGGUGGCGCUCGAACCACCGAGAUACUAUGUUGGAGCGCCCGUCGUCAUCAAUUACGCUGGCGCGGGGACGCUGUUCGCCCUCGAGAUUUCCAAAAGCUUCGACGAGCUCGGCACGACCGUGGACAGCCGUGGCGAGACCGUACGCUGGUGGGGCAGAGCUCAGUCGACCGACUACGACCGUCGCCUGUCUUGUGAUCUCGGCAAACACGUGACGAUCCCUCUCAUUCCCACGAUACCGGCGCUGGAGGCGUCGUACUCGGCGUACAAGACAGCUGUCUCCCGGGAGGCGGACGCGCGCGGUGUCCGUAGAGAAGUCGGGCUUCGUGGCCUCGACACUUACAGCGAAGAGGAGAUAUUCUUUAUGACUUAUUGUUACGCGCUGUGUGGUGGGAAAGGCAGCACGAGGUCGCAAGAAAAGUGCAACGUACCGCUCAGGCACUCCUCGAAGUUCGCCGAGGCGUUUCGCUGUCCUGAAGGUUCGAAAAUGAACGCUUUGAAAAAGUGCACGUUCUUUUCUUGA